CCGCCGUCCAGACUAUCGGGACCUCCUUCAUAGCUCAUUACCAUAGCUCUAAAACUCCAACCACACACAACCGAGAGGAAAAAAAAGACGAGGCAAACCUGGAACCGCGGAUAAAGAAAAUAAAUCGAUAGACGGGACUUUCCGAUAAUACGGCUCGAGCACCAACAACAAAAUCUCCAUUAUAUAUCGUCUCUGGCUAACUCAGCCCUCUGACCUAUAAAACGCAAAACAGCUAAACCCGCUACUCGCCCCUCGCCUCGCUCAGCUCAGCCCAUCCAUCAUGCCCAAGACACAACCCAACCUAUACGCUUUCCCAGGCGUCGACGCCCUCGCGCAAGCCCUGCGAGCCUACGUGAUCCAGAGCCAAAACGCCGGCAUUGAGCGCCACGGCGCCUUCAAGGUGGCCGUCUCGGGCGGAUCGCUGCCCAAGACGCUCGCCGCGGCUCUCCUGGCGCCGUCAUCUGGUCCCGCAGACGUCGUCGACUUUUCCAAGUGGGAAAUCUUCUUCGCCGACGAGCGCGCCGUGGCCCUGGACCACGAAGACUCAAACUACCGCCUGCUCAAGGCCGAGCUGCUCGACAAGCUGCCCGCCGACCAACAGCCCUCCGCCGUGCACACAAUCAACACCGAGCACCUCGACGACAUCCAGGAGCUCGCCGACCAGUACGAGCAGACGCUCGUCGGCAGCUUCGCCUCGCGCGACUCGGUGCGCCUGCCCAUCUUCGACCUCCUGCUGCUCGGCUGCGGGCCCGACGGCCACACCUGCUCGCUGUUUCCCAACCACGAGCUGCUGCGCGAGGCCGAUGCCUGGGUCGCGCCCAUUGAGGACUCGCCCAAGCCGCCCCCUAAGCGAAUCACCUUGACUCUGCCCGUUGUUACACACGCCGUCCGCGUUGCCUUUGUCGCUACCGGCGCCGGCAAGGCCUCAAUCAUGAAGGAGAUCUUUGACACGAGCUCUGGACUGCCCUGCACCCUCGUCAACGAAGCUGCGGGAGACCGAUGCAGCUGGUUCGUCGAUGAGCCUGCCAUUGAAGGAGUUGGCUUCCCCCGGAGAGCAUUCUUGUAAAGGGAGAGUGGUUCAAGAGAGGAGACAAGAAAACACAAAAAAAAAAAAAUUUCAGAUUUGAUGACGAUGCAUGAACAUUAGCAAAUGAUGAGUAUGAUGCGCAACAGCCAUGAUGAGGGGGGGCGGAUGGGUAAACAGCAUGUGAUAAGUGACGUUGGUGCGUCAACCGACUUGAUUUGUUUUUUUAUUCCCCUUCAGUUUCACUGGGAGGUCUUCUUUUUCCAUUUUUUUUUCUCUCCCGUUUUUUAAGAAAGAAAAAGAGAAAAAAGAGAAAAAAGAAAAAGCUUUAUGCGCGCACGAGGUGGAAUCAUUGUUUUUUUUUUUUUAUGCCCCGACUUUUAAAGAGUUCGCUGGGCCCCCCAUGACACACUAUUUUCAUUUUUGUCAACUUAGAAUAUAUGAUUGCUUUCACUGGGGGAGGAAAGGAGGCAGUCUAGUUUUCUUUUCUCGAAAUUGAAAGCAGAUUUGAAAUUCAUUCCAGUGUCUCUGGUGGUAGUGAUGACGCUAAUGUAAUGCUGAUGCUAAUGCUAUUUGCUCAUGAGGGUGAUGAUAAUGAUAGUUCCGUUGCCCGUAUCCAUCGUAUGUUAUAGAAAACCAAUUUCAUGUACCCUGCCGUAAUAUCAAGGCCGUCGAUUUUGAAGACAAAAAAAAAAAAGGAAACAAACGCCUAGACCAAAAAAAAAUCCCCUUAUAGUUCUUUCCAAGCACCUCCCGCACGCGGAAUCUCAAAGUCAUUAUCCGCAUCAAUUCUAUUCAUCCUCCCAAUCCACUCGUCCUCUCGCAAAAGCGCCUCGUGCUCAACAACCUCCAUGAUUCUCAGCUCCGCCAGCAUAUUGUCAAUCAAGGCGCGCGAC
Trichoderma atroviride IMI 206040 is the source of this 1920-nucleotide messenger RNA. RefSeq lists its product as uncharacterized. Gene Ontology annotation, biological process: carbohydrate metabolic process; pentose-phosphate shunt. Lineage: Eukaryota; Fungi; Ascomycota; Sordariomycetes; Hypocreales; Hypocreaceae. Gene Ontology annotation, molecular function: 6-phosphogluconolactonase activity. The record is from RefSeq and is a predicted model, not a curated record.